Guyanagaster necrorhizus is the source of this 1130-nucleotide messenger RNA. Its product is annotated as ubiquinone biosynthesis O-methyltransferase. The transcript has 3 exons. NCBI's taxonomy places the organism in Eukaryota, Fungi, Basidiomycota, Agaricomycetes, Agaricales, Physalacriaceae. The record is from RefSeq and is a predicted model, not a curated record. Gene Ontology annotation, cellular component: mitochondrion. Bases 5 to 829 code for a protein of 274 amino acids. Gene Ontology annotation, biological process: ubiquinone biosynthetic process. Gene Ontology annotation, molecular function: polyprenyldihydroxybenzoate methyltransferase activity; 3-demethylubiquinol 3-O-methyltransferase activity.
GUCCAUGCUACCAUCGCGUCUCCUGCGUUCAACAGUCAACGCUGCAGAAAUCUCUUUCUUUUCGCGUCUUUCUUCGCAAUGGUGGGAUGAACGUGGCGAGUUUGCCUUUCUGCAUCAGAUGAACCCUGUCCGAAUGCAGUUCAUCCGGCAGAAACUUCUUGAAACAGCGUGUGAUGAAGAUGAGACUGUAUCGCAAAACAUCCUAAAGGGCCUCCAAGUACUGGACGUCGGCUGUGGGGGUGGAUUACUGUCUGAGAGUCUAGCUCGACUGGGUGCUCGUACCGUCGGCAUUGACGCGUCCGAACCCAAUAUUGAGAUAGCCAAACAUCAUGCAUCGACAGACUCAAGAUUGUCCGAAAAUCUGUCCUAUAUGCAUACAUCAGCAGAGUCUUUGCUCUCGCAGUCUAGGCGAUACGACGUCGUGUGCUCGAUGGAGGUCCUCGAGCAUGUUGACAAUCCGGCUCUCUUCCUAUCCACAUGUGCUCAGCUUCUCAAGCCAUCUGGCCAUCUCUUCCUUUCCACAAUCUCCAGGACACCGCUGGCCUAUUUCCUCACUAUCAUGAUGGCUGAGAAUGUUUUGCGACGGGUAGCUCCCGGAACACACACAUACUCUAAAUUCAUAAAACCUUCCGAGCUUGUCGAGUUCUUCCAGUCCUACGGGUCAUGUCCAUGGAUAGCACCGUCGGCUGCCCAGCCAACAAGGACCGAAGCCGAAGUGCGAGGCAUAGUGUACAACCCCCUCUCGUCCAGCUGGAAUCUGGCCCCCAGAGAUGCGUGGGCCGCGACGGAAUGCAACUACAUGUUCUGGGUUAGGAAGCCUGCCGAAUAAUAAUUGAGUUUGCCGUGAUCACAUAAUUCCCACGAGCAUGCGGUAGGCGGCCCUGGCUUUGGGCCAUGGAAAGUGGAAAGUGCUGAGGUCACACCCUGUGUGAAACUUGUCUGUAUCCUAGAUGGCAUAUGCCACUACAACAUUCUCAUGAAUGCAAAAGACAGUCCGAACUGGAUGUUUUUCACUCACACCCUCUGUUCGCUCUAUGACUCGUGAAAUGCCACAAGAUGUCAACAGUUAGAAAGAUAGCUGGUAUCAUUCUAGUAGGUGGGGCCGGUAUUCUAUUCUAUUCAUACAACUA